Messenger RNA from Brettanomyces bruxellensis, 1554 nucleotides. RefSeq lists its product as uncharacterized. The record is from RefSeq and is a predicted model, not a curated record. Gene Ontology annotation, cellular component: nuclear pore central transport channel; nuclear pore. The coding region runs from base 1 to 1554 and encodes 517 amino acids. The transcript has a single exon. Gene Ontology annotation, biological process: protein localization to nuclear inner membrane; NLS-bearing protein import into nucleus; nuclear pore organization. NCBI's taxonomy places the organism in Eukaryota, Fungi, Ascomycota, Pichiomycetes, Pichiales, Pichiaceae. Gene Ontology annotation, molecular function: structural constituent of nuclear pore.
AUGUUUGGUGCAAAUAAGGGCUUUGGAGGAGCAAACAAUAACUCUUCCUUUAGCUUUGGCAGCUCUAAUAACAAUAACUCAAGCAACAAUACAGGUGGGGGGUUUUCCUUUGGAAAUAAUAGUUCGAACAGCAACAACACAAAUGGAUCCGGGUUUAAGCUUGGUGGAAAUUCAACUGGAGGUGGAUUCAACUUUGGGGCGAACAAACCGGCAAGUACGACAACCAACACAGGUACUGGAGGCUUUAAUUUUGGUGCUAAUGCAAAUAAAACUGCUACUGGAACGGGAAAUUCAGGUUUUUCGUUUGGAUCAAACAAUACUAAUAACACAAGUAAGCCGGCUACAGGUGGGGGAUUUUCGUUUGGAUCGAGCAACACUAAUAACCUAAAUAAGCCUGCAGCAAGUGGCGGAUUUUCAUUUGGAAACAAACCCACAGGAACAUCCCUGUUUGGAAAUAACAAUAACAGUAACAUGAACAACAACACAAGCAUAGGCAGUAAUGGCUUGAAGCCAAGUACGGGUACAGGAUUUAGCUUUGGAAACAACAAUAACACGAUGAAUAAACUGAAUACGGGCGGUGGAUUUUCGUUUGGAAAUAACGCCAACGGUAAUCAGAACACAAGCACAAGCACAGGUGGAUUGUUCGGCCAAAAUAAGCCCGCUUUUUCACUUAAUUCAACAUUUACGAACGGCCGGCAACAGCAGCCAUUUCAAUCACAGCCAUUUCAAAGUUCAGGAGGGCAGCAGGGUCAACAAAGAAAUGGAUAUACGCCCACAAUAGCCGAACAAUUGGAAAAGAUCAAAAAUUCCUGGGAUGCAAGCUCACAGCAAUGUUUGAUGAAGACACAUUUCUACAACAAAGUUCCCGCCGAAUUCAAUGGAUAUCAACGUCCACUCGAUGAGUCUCCAGAGGAAUGGGAAAAUGCCAUGAAGGAGAGACCAAAAGGAUACAACUCCAUUCCUGUUAAGGUGAAAGGAUUCCAGGAUCUUUUGAAAAGGUCCAACCUUCAGAUAGAAUACGUUAAGCAGUCUAGAGUGAUACUGAAUGGAAUCAACGACAACCUCGUGAAGCUUAGUGACAAGCAUGAUUUAGACUCCGCUGGAAUUCUUUUGAAAUGCAAGAAUAGGCAGAAGCAGCUUGAUCUCAAGCUUCUAAGAAUUGCAAUUAAUCUCUCCAUACUAAAAUACAAGGGCUAUCCUCUCACAAACGACGAAGAAAAGCUUGUUUUGAAACUCAGAAAGCUGUUGGAUAAGAUCGAUGACCCCGUAGGAUUGAAUAGAGCAAAUGAACUAUGGGCUCGAUUGAGUAACUUGAAAAGGCGCUUGCACAACAUUGAUCAGAAUACCGAGCAGAGCAUCGAACCUCGCCUCAUGAGCAAUUUACAAACUCAGAAUAGUCAAGCAUUCACUGAUAUUGCCACGAGAAAGAAUGUUAGUGCUAUAUCAAAAUUGGCGAAGGUUCUUUCCAAAGAGCAACAGGGAUUGCAGUAUCUUUACGAAUUGAUAGAGGGGGACAAAGAGGCUUUGGCUAAGCAUGCGAAGAGCCUGGAAUAA